Molecule: messenger RNA, 1374 nt
Organism: Helicoverpa armigera (cotton bollworm)
Lineage: Eukaryota; Metazoa; Arthropoda; Insecta; Lepidoptera; Noctuidae
Product: CLIP domain-containing serine protease B4
Exons: 10
Coding region: 153-1253 (366 amino acids)
Biological process (GO): proteolysis
Molecular function (GO): serine-type endopeptidase activity
Source: RefSeq, a predicted model, not a curated record
AUCUAACGAUGCUGACGGCUACCCAUCAUCGUUUACCAUUAUUGUGAAAAUAAAUAAAAAUUAUAGAACAAUAAUUGUGGGGAAUGUUUCGUGAAUUUUAGGACUUUUAGGAGUUUUUUUUUAUUAAUUUUAUUUAUAAGUGUAAAAAAAUAAUGAUGGCUAUCAAAGUGUGUUGUUUUGUGCUAUUUUUAAGUGUUUUCCAAUGGACUAAUGCUCAAUUUGGAAGUAUAGGUUUAAGUGUUGGGAUGGGAGGAAUCAAAAGCGAGGAUGAUCUUCUAAGUGUCCGAGGUCCAUGUCCACAAAAUACAACGUGUGUACCAGUCAGUUCUUGUCCACUGAUAGAAGACCUCAUGGACUUCUCUUGUUUUUCAUCAGAUAGAUAUUUCCACCGUCUCAACCAACUCAUAUGCGGCAAUGUAAAUGAUGAGGACUAUGUCUGCUGUCCUUCUUGUGACUGUGGGAAGGUCUUCCAAGAUGGGAUGGAGCAGUGUGGCCAGAGUAUGGUUAGAGGAGUUGAAUACAGUGGUCUUGGGAGUCAGCCUUGGACUGCUAGAGUUGGGUUCACACAUAAAGAGACGGGUAACGUGAGGUUUGCGUGUAGCGGCUCCAUCAUAGGAAAACGUGUGAUAUUGACAGCCGCACAUUGUGCCCUUGCUAAACCUGAAGGAUACAAAUUAUCAACGGUGGUGUUAGGUGAAUGGGACAUCGGCCGCAGCCCCGACUGCAAUGACUUCUUCUGCGCACCACCGACUCAAGCCAUCAAAGUGGAGAACGUUAUCGUACACCCAGGCUACGAGCAGAAGAUAUUCAGGCAUGAUAUAGCGCUAAUAAUUCUGAAGGAUGAGAUUAAAUAUUCAGUGACAGCAGCUCCGAUCUGUUUGAAUGAUAAGCCGGAAAUCAUCCUGAAUGAACGAGCAUCACUCGUUGGCUGGGGCAAACUCUCCGGUCAAAACAACGUGGUAAGCCGACAACAACAACUGGAAGUUCCACUAGUUCCCCUAGAAGACUGUGAGCGUGUCUUCGGGGAGUCGGUACCUGUGAACGAAGGACAACUCUGCGCAGGAGGCGAGGAGGGGAAAGAUGCUUGUUCAGGGUUCGGGGGAGCUCCUCUACUGUUGUUUAGAGAUGGAAAACAUGUGCAGGUCGGCAUCGUAUCUUUCGGCUCUGAGAACUGUGGCAGCGAAGGAGUACCAAGCGUGUACACGAAUAUCGCUCACUAUUAUAGGUGGAUCGUCGACAAUUCUCCUUCGUAACCUUCUUGAAACAUAUCUCCAAAAAUUCAAGUAAUUGUCGCCUAGUCACGAAAAUAUGGUGUUUUGUAGAAUGAUUCCGAAAACAUUUUGGAUCCAUAAAACUUAAAAUAUUAUUGCCGUC